AUGUCUCUGUCCCGCCGCAUCCUCACCACCACCCGCCUCCCGGGUCUCCGCGUAACGUCAUCGAUACGCUGUGAGUGGAGUCCCAAACCACUCGCUCGAUCACGAGAUAUCCGACACUUUCAAAGCUAUCGGCGACUCCUCGAGGCUCCUCGAAAUCCAUACAAGGAUGAGGAGAGCGACAGCAAAGCCCCGACGAUAGUGAGAGGUGCGAGUAAGGUUUAUAAGAAUGCUGAUGAGGCGGUUGCGGAUAUUAAGAGCGGGUCGACGAUUUUGAGUGCGGGGUUUGGGUUGUGUGGCACGGCUGAAACAAUCAUUGAAGCAUUGGAGAGGAGAGGAGUCGAGAAUCUUCAUUCUUUAACGGCUGUUUCGAAUAAUGCCGGUGCAUCGAUUCCAGGAGGACUAGGUGCAUUGACGCAAUCGGGACAAGUAGAUCGAUUGAUCUUGAGUUUUAUCGGGAGUAAUAAGGUUCUGGAGAAGAAAUAUCUAGAGGGAAAGAUUGCUAUUGAGUUAUGUCCACAGGGGACCAUUGCGGAGAGAUUGAGGGCCGGUGGUGCUGGAAUUCCGGCAUUUUAUACGCCUACUGGUGUUAGUACGUUAUUACAGACUGGAGGUAUUCCUACUAGAUUGGGUCCUCCAGCAGAAGGAUCAAAAGAGAACACCGUCUUAGAAAAAGGACAAGUUCGAGAAACCAGAGAAUUUGACGGCAAGACCUAUUCCAUGGAGAAAGCCAUCAAAGGAGAUGUUGCAAUCUUGAGAGCAUGGAAAGUCGAUGAAGCAGGAAACUGUCAAUUCCGAUACACCACCAGAACAUUCGGACCCCUCAUGGCCAAAGCGGCAAAGGUCGCUAUUGUCGAGGCUGAAAAUAUCGUCCCGGUGGGCUCGAUAGAUCCAGCGAAUGUUCAUCUCCAAGGAAUCUACAUUGAUCGGAUUGUUCCAGCGACCGUAGCUAAGAAACUAGAGAUGAAGAAAACGCGUGCGCCAGACGGCCAGAAAGAAGAUAUAUCGAAGAAAUCGGCGGCAAGCAUUAGAAGAGAUAGAAUUGCGAGGAGAACAGCAAAGGAACUCAAAAAUGGUUAUUAUGUCAACCUUGGUGUUGGUCUACCAACUCUUGCACCUUCUUUCUUAUCUCCCGAGACCAAUGUUUGGAUUCAAUCCGAGAAUGGAAUCUUGGGCAUGGGAGCAUAUCCAACAGAAGAAGAGGUUGACCCUGAUAUCAUCAACGCCGGUAAAGAAACCGUCACACUCGUACCCGGAGCAUCCACCUUCGACAGCGCCGAGUCAUUUGCCAUGAUCCGCGGUGGCCAUAUCGAUGUAUCGGUUCUCGGAGCACUCCAAGUAGGCGCCAAUGGAGAUUUGGCAAAUUACAUGAUUCCCGGCAAGAUCUUCAAAGGAAUGGGCGGAGCAAUGGAUCUCGUCUCCAACCCCGACGAAACCAAAAUCGUCGUCGCAACCGAACAUGUGGCUAAAGAUGGAAGCGCAAAGAUCGUGCAAGAUUGUAGUUUACCGCUGACGGGAGCGAAGGUUGUUAGCACGAUUAUUACUGAUUUGUGUGUAUUUGAAGUCGAUAGAGUGAAUGGUGGGCUCACAUUGACGGAAUUAGCGCCGGGUGUGGAGGUUGAGGAGGUGCGACAGAAGACAGAUGCUAAGUUUGAGGUUGCGGAUGUUGUGAAGAGUAUGGAGUGA
Messenger RNA from Sclerotinia borealis F-4128, 1683 nucleotides. NCBI's taxonomy places the organism in Eukaryota, Fungi, Ascomycota, Leotiomycetes, Helotiales, Sclerotiniaceae. The record is from the annotation of a GenBank genome assembly.